UUCAGUCAUAGUGAGGUCGCUCAUAACGAGACGAGUUGCUGAUAGCAAUGUCACGAAUACUAAAAUUAACGCAGCAUCCUUAUAUUACACAAAGUUUGUACGUUGCAGAAGCACAAUAUCGUUUAAAAAAAUUUGCAAUACAUCGCUAUUAUGCAACUGCAAGUAAGUUAAAACUCGAUUCGCAAAACAUAGUGAGUAGUGCGUUUCCCGAUGUCAAGGGCACCGAUAAUGUUUUCGUGCACGACUUUGUAUGGGAGAAUAUAGGAAAAUGGCCAAACAAGACCGCUGUAGUAUGCUCAGUAACUGGUCGAUCGUAUACAUAUAGUCAAUUAAGGAAGGCUUGCGGUAAACUAGCAACAAGUUUCAGAAAGUGUAAUCUGCUUCCUGGAGACACUGUCGCCGCUGUUUUGCCAAAUAUCCCAGAAUUUGUUAUUACUGCGUUAGCGACGAGUGAAGCCGGAUUAACCCUAACCACGCUGAACUCUACAUACACAGUGUACGAGAUAAAGAACUUUUUGAAACUAUCGGAUACUAAGGCGGUUAUAACGUCGCCAGCGAAACAUGCUGAUGUUCAAGCGAGUAUUAAGGAAAACCCAAAUAUAAAAUUACCUAUUAUUAUCGCAAACGACAGCAUCGACACUACCUCGAUCUCAGGGACGAUCAAAUUUACCGAUUUAAUACGCGACGACAUUGAGGAAUUUUCAAUUAGUCAAACAACUGGAGUCAGUCCCGAAGAUACGGUAUACCUGCCCUAUUCUAGCGGCACGACUGGUCUGCCAAAGGGAGUCGAGUUGAGACAUAGGAACAUUGUGACGAAUAUUACACAACUUCUACAUUCGGGACUCUUUACUGCAACGGAAACUACUGAAUCCUAUCAGGAUGUCAUACCCGUGAUAUUACCACUGUAUCACAUAUUUGGACUGGUUCUUGCUAUGAGUAGUUACUUACGAAUCGGUGGUAAAUUGGUGUGCGUGCCGCAAUUUACCGUAAACGAAUUCAUAAGGAUACUAGAACAAUAUCGGCCGACGCAGUUGCAUGUCGUACCGUCGAUAGUACAAAUGUUAAUUAAUAAUGAACAAAUAACACCGCGUCAUACCGAAACUAUAAAAUCGGUACUGUCGGGAGCGGCACCCAUACGGAGUGAAUCUAUCGCGAUGUUUCAAAAGCGUACCAACAAUUCCAUCAUCUUUUGUCAAGGAUACGGCAUGACGGAAACAUCUCCGGCUAUUUCGUUGAAUAACGGUACCGCACCGCUGGCAUCUAGCGGCUAUGUGUUGCCGAACACGCAGCUCAGAGUCGUAGGAUACAAUGAUGAUAAUCGCGACAAGAAUUUGGGCCCGAACGACAUCGGGCAUAUAUACGUACGAGGGCCGCAACUAAUGAAAGGAUAUUUCAAAAACCCCGAGAGUACGGCGGAAUCUAUGGACGGGGAUUGGUAUAAAACUGGCGAUCUAGGCUAUUACACCGAAGAGGGCGUUAUAUACGUGCAAGGGCGAUGCAAAGAAAUGAUAAAGGUAAAAGGAUUUCAAGUUGCCCCGGCCGAACUCGAAGAGGUGAUUCGCAUUUACAAUAAGAUACAAGAUGUAGCCGUUAUUGGAGUGCCGCACGAUAAAUUCGGCGAAAUUCCGAAAGCCUUCGUAGUUCCUAAGCCGGGAAUGAAGAUCGAUGAGGAUGAACUGAAGAAAUUUGUCGCCGAACACGUAGCUAAGUUCAAACAGUUGGGAUAUGUACAAAUUGUGGAGAGUAUCCCGAAAAGUGCGGUAGGGAAAAUUUUACGAAAUGAACUUAAAAAAAUGUAACAAUUCAAUGUUUCAAUAUCUCUUCAUACUUUGACUGACAAGAAGAAAUUUUGUGAGAAUCAACAGUUCACAGAUAUUGAUUGACAUUGAUUCAUAUAUACCAUGAACAUUAACAAAAACGUUUAUUACAAUAAAAGAGACACUAUUGAUAUGAAA
Messenger RNA from Harpegnathos saltator (Jerdon's jumping ant), 1955 nucleotides. RefSeq names its product 4-coumarate--CoA ligase 1. The record is from RefSeq and is a predicted model, not a curated record. The coding region runs from base 48 to 1799 and encodes 583 amino acids. NCBI's taxonomy places the organism in Eukaryota, Metazoa, Arthropoda, Insecta, Hymenoptera, Formicidae. Gene Ontology annotation, molecular function: long-chain fatty acid-CoA ligase activity. Gene Ontology annotation, biological process: long-chain fatty acid metabolic process; fatty-acyl-CoA biosynthetic process. The transcript has 7 exons.